AUGCGCACUUCCCGCUUCGUGCGCUUUAUCCGCGUCUGCAGCUUCCCCACGUUCUUUUCGUCUGGCGCCGCUGACAUGUGCGGGCUAGUGAGUGAGCGCAGUCCUCACGGUGCCUACAGCAUGCCGACUUCCUCCCCGGGCCCGGGCCUCAGCUACUCCUGGCCCAAGACGUGGGGUUCGGAUCCGGCUCUUCAGAGCGCCCCGGGCGUCCGACCUCCCAGGCCUUCGCCGCCGGGCUUUGAGAGCGAGUUCUCCCAGGAUCGCCACGACGCGAGCAGCAAUGGGAACCCGCGCCUCCCCCACCUCUCCUCCGCGGGGCAGCACCUCUACAGCCCCGCGCCGCCCCUCUCUCAUACUGGAGUCGCCGAGUACCAGCCACCACCCUACUUUCCACCGCCCUACCAGCAGUUGGCUUACUCGCAGUCGGCCGACCCCUACUCGCAUCUGGGAGAAGCUUACGCCGCUGCCAUCAACCCCCUGCACCAGCCGGCGCCCACCGGCAGCCAGCAGCAGGCCUGGCCGGGUCGCCAGAGCCAGGAGGGGGCUGGCCUGCCCUCGCACCACGGGCGCCCGGCCGGCCUGCUACCCCAUCUCUCCGGGCUCGAGGGUGGCGCCAUGAGCGCCCGCAGGGAUGCCUACCGUCGCUCCGACCUGCUGUUGCCCCACGCGCACGCCCUGGACGCCGCGGGCCUGGCCGAGAACCUGGGGCUCCACGACAUGGCGCACCAGAUGGAGGAGGUGCAGAAUGUCGAGGACCAGCACCUGCUCCUGCAUGAUCAGACUGUUAUUCGCAAAGGUCCCAUUUCAAUGACCAAGAAUCCGCUGAGUCUCCCUUGUCAGAAGGAGCUGGUAGGGGCUGUGAUGAAUCCCAGCGAGGUCUUCUGCUCGGUCCCUGGAAGACUGUCCCUCCUCAGCUCCACGUCUAAAUACAAAGUGACAGUUGCUGAGGUCCAGAGGCGAUUGUCCCCGCCUGAGUGCUUAAACGCCUCGUUACUGGGAGGUGUUCUCAGAAGAGCCAAAUCUAAAAAUGGAGGCCGGUCCUUGCGGGAGAAGUUGGACAAGAUUGGGUUGAAUCUUCCCGCCGGGAGACGGAAAGCUGCCCACGUUACUCUCCUGACGUCCUUGGUAGAAGGGGAGGCUGUGCAUUUGGCUCGGGACUUUGCCUAUGUCUGUGAAGCCGAAUUCCCCAGUAAACCAGUGGCGGAGUAUCUAACCAGACCUCAUCUUGGAGGGCGGAAUGAGAUGGCCGCGAGGAAGAACGUGCUUCUGGCGGCACAGCAAGUGUGUAAAGAGUUCACAGACCUUCUCAAUCAAGACCGAACGCCCAACGGGAACAACCGACCCACCCCGGUCUUGGAGACAAACAUCCAGAACUGCCUGUCUCAUUUCAGCCUGAUUACCCACGGGUUUGGCAGCCAGGCGAUCUGUGCCGCUGUGUCUGCCGUGCAGAACUACAUAAAAGAAGCCCUGAUAGUCCUAGACAAAUCCUAUAUGAACCCCGGGGACCAGAGUCCGGCUGAUUCCAGCAAAACCCUGGAGAAAAUGGAGAAGCUCCGGAAGUAAGACGGGAGUGAGCCACGGGGCCGAAGAGUCUGGAGGGAAAAGGGCCUCCGAAGGCGUUCUCGACCCGGACAGACUGGGAACCCCUCUUGCCUGGGGACAGUUGGUUACCCACCUUCCCAUUAAAAAGGCCUCCAGUGAUUCCUGGAUCGUUUACGUGCCCUCCUGGAUUCCUUAGUGUUAUUUCUGUAGCGCUGAAGUGUGCGUCUCCUUGACUCUGGACAAGUCACUGGAAGGUGACAAGUAUUGUUUGAUUCUUUUGAGACCCAUUGUUUUCUCUGAAAGUGGUGCUACAAGUUUUAGAACCUUUUAAAUCCGUUCCCCGGGCUCACGAGAAAACCCACACGCGUAGCUGUUCAAAUAUCUGAUCGAUGGCCAUUCACAUCAACGGUAACUUGCAGUGUUAAGGUAAUGGUUGGCUUCUGGCGUGCACUAAAGAUUUAUCUAAACAAAGUAUUUAUCCGGCUUCUAGCUUCUUGAGAUGUCAAAUCCUGCAUACAGUAGGAAGCAAAGAUCCUCUCUGCUCAGCAACCAGCUUAUUAAUAGCUGGUAUUUGACACACAAACCCCUUGUUACAAGGGGCUCUUUGGGUUUUUACGAAACU
Lynx canadensis (Canada lynx) is the source of this 2164-nucleotide messenger RNA. RefSeq names its product transcription factor AP-2 gamma (gene TFAP2C). The record is from RefSeq and is a predicted model, not a curated record. Gene Ontology annotation, cellular component: nucleus. Gene Ontology annotation, biological process: regulation of transcription by RNA polymerase II; regulation of cell population proliferation; anatomical structure development. The transcript is spliced from 7 exons. The coding region runs from base 1 to 1563 and encodes 520 amino acids. Gene Ontology annotation, molecular function: RNA polymerase II transcription regulatory region sequence-specific DNA binding; DNA-binding transcription factor activity, RNA polymerase II-specific. Lineage: Eukaryota; Metazoa; Chordata; Mammalia; Carnivora; Felidae.